Molecule: messenger RNA, 8328 nt
Organism: Cicer arietinum (chickpea)
Lineage: Eukaryota; Viridiplantae; Streptophyta; Magnoliopsida; Fabales; Fabaceae
Molecular function (GO): ADP binding; ATP hydrolysis activity
Source: RefSeq, a predicted model, not a curated record
ACAAACAUUUAUUCCAACAAUAUUUCAUUUGAUCUCAUUCAUAGCACAUCUCAUUUUCUCUUUAGUUUUUUUUCGGGUAAUAAUCCUCUCUUUAGUUUUUGGUAUACGAGUUGUAACAAUGAACAAAUUAUGAAGACAAAUCACAACUUAUGGUCAUCCAUUUCCAAGUAGUGAGAUCGCUUGUUGGUAAACGUUGCAGAGUUGAUCAUUAACUGACACAAUUGUGAGAAAUUUCAGGAAUAAAGAGAUGUAGCCAUACUUAGUUCAAGAAAAUCGAGAAGCAAGUAUGGAGUAUGCAUCCAAAUUUGUAGAAAGAGCUAUCGAUGUUGUGUUGGACUUGACUAUUCGGCAUGUGGGUUACAUCUUCUAUUACAAGGAAAACGUUAGUGAACUAAACGUUCUGGUUGAGAAACUAAGACUUGAACGAGAUAGGCUGGAACACGAAGUAGAUGAAGCUAAGGAUAAUCUAGGAAUAAUCGAAAGUGAUGUUUGUGUUUGGCUUCAAAAAGUUGAUAAAACUAGAACUGAAACAGAGGAGUUUCAAAAUGAAGAAGGUCACACAAAGACAAGGUGUUCCAGUGGUUUAUUUCAUUACUUGAGGAACAGGCAUAGACUAGGCAGAAAAGCAAAGAAGAUGGCAGUGGAUGUCAAGUUAUUAAUAGAUGAGUCAAAGUUUGAUGGAGUUUCCUAUCAGCAAAAGCCAACAUCUAUGCAUGCUGCUUUGGCUAAUGCUGGCUAUGUAGAAUUUGGUUCCCGAAAAUAUACAAUUGAAAAGAUAAUGAAAAAACUAGAAGAUUCUACAGUGAGAAUGAUUGGAGUGUAUGGGCCAGGUGGUGUGGGUAAGAGCACUUUAAUCAAAGAAAUUGUUAAGAAAGCUCAAGACAAGAAGUUGUUCAAUGUGGUAGUUGUUGUAGAAAUAACUGACAAUCCCAACCUGCAGAAAAUCCAGGAAGAAAUUGCUUACAUGUUAGGAUUAACAUUGGAAGGGGAAGGCGAGACUGUGAGAGCAGAUCGUCUAAGGAGGAGGUUACAGAAAGAGAAGGAGAAUACCCUUGUCGUCAUGGAUGACCUUUGGGACAGAAUAGACUUGAAUAAGAUAGGAAUUCCAUUUGAUGAUGAUAUGGAUGAUGAUUCAAGCCAUAUGACUAUUGAUGUAAUGAAGGAUCAUAACUUCAAAAUGGUGAAAAAAGGAAAAUCUCUUGGUGAUUAUAAGGGUUGCAAAAUUUUGUUAACUUCGAGAGAUAAAAUAGUAUUGUCUGAUAAAAUGGAAGUCAAGUCCGUUUUCUGUGUGAGGGAAUUAGAUGAUAAGGAAUCUCUAAUGUUGUUUAAGGAGGUGGCUGGAAUACCUGAUGAAAUGUCCACAUUUAAACAGGAGAUUGUAAAAAAGUAUUGUGCAGGGCUACCCAUGGCAAUUGUUACAGUUGGAAGGGCAUUAAGAAAUAAAAGUGAGUUAGUGUGGGAAGCCACACUAGAAAAACUUAAAAAAGAGGAACUGGGUGAAGUGCAGAAAUCUAUGGAGAUUUCUGUAAAGAUGAGUUAUGAUCAUCUAGAAAGUGUGGAGCUCCGGUCCAUUUUCUUACUUUGUGCUCAAAUGGGUCAUCAACAAUUAAUUAUGGACUUGGUGAAGUAUUGCUUUGGAUUGGGUAUACUUGAAGGGGUCUAUACGCUAAGGGAAGCUCGUGAUAGAGUAUAUACAUCAAUCCAAAAGCUAAAAGACUCGAGUUUGAUGUUGGAUGGUAGUUCCAAUGAUUAUUUCAAUAUGCAUGAUAUGGUUCAAGAUGCCGCUUUGUCUAUAGCACACAAAGAGCAAAAUGUAUUUGCUUUGAGAAAUGGCAAAUUAGAUGACUGGCCGGACAAAGAUGAACUCGAGAGGUGCAGUGCUAUCUCUAUACGCAACUGUGAUAUCAUUGACGAGCUACCUGAAGUUAUAAACUGUCCUCAUCUUAAAUUCUUCCAAAUUGACAGUGAUGAUCCUUCUUUGAAAAUACCUGAGAAUUUUUUUGAAGGAAUGGGAAAACUCAGAGUAUUAAUAUUGACUGGUUUUCAUUUACCAUGCUUACCAUCUUCGAUUAAAUGCCUAUUAAACCUCAGAAUGCUUUGUUUGGAGCGGUGUGUUCUGGUUGGUAACUUAUCCAUCAUUGGAGAGCUGAAAAAAUUAAGAAUUCUCAGCUUUUCUGGAUCUCAAAUUGAAAACUUGCCAGCUGAGAUAGGGUGUUUAGAUAAGCUACAGUUAUUUGACAUCAGCGAAGGUUCCAUAACGAAGGUGAUUCCGCCAAAUUUUAUAUCGAGGUUGACUUGUUUAGAAGAGUUGUAUAUAAGAAAGAGCUUGAUCAAAAUAGAGGAAGAUGGAGAGCCAAACCAAAGUCAAAUUUCAUUUCUUUCUCAGUUAAAACAUUUGCACCAAAUGAGAGUUGUAGACUUAUGCAUCCCAAGUACUGCAGUUUUUCCUAGGGACUUGUUCUUUGACAGGUUAACUGAUUACAAAAUUGUGAUUGGAGACUUCAAGAUGUUUUCAGUUGGUGUUUUUAGAAUGCCUAAUAAGUAUGAAGCGUUAAGAUCCUUGGCAUUGCAGCUAACAAACGGCACUGACAUUCACUCCCAGAAAGGGAUAAAGUUGUUGUUCAGAAGAGUUGAAAAUUUGUUGUUGGGAGAGAUAAGUGGAGUUCAAAAUGCUUUUUAUGAAUUGAAUUUGGAUGGAUUUCCAGAUCUUAAACAUUUAUCCAUCAUAAAUAACACUGGCAUUGAAUAUAUCGUUAACUCAAUGGAGCUGAUCCAUCCUCAGGAUGUUUUUCUCAAUUUGGAAUCUCUAUGCCUCUACAAACUGAGCAACAUAAAGCUGUUGUGUUAUACUCCAGUUACAGAUGCCUCAUUCACCAAAUUAAAAACCAUCAAGGUCAAGAUGUGUACCCAGUUGAAGACUCUCUUCUUCUUUUACAUGGUUAAAUUUUUUGCUAGUCUAGAAACAAUUGAUGUUUCUGAAUGUGAUUCUUUGGAGGAGAUUGUUGUUAUGGAAGGACAAGGAAAUUUUAAUAAGGUUGAGUUUCCUAAGUUGCGGUCUUUGACGCUAAAAACAUUACCAUCAUUUACUACUUUUUAUACUUGUGAUGAGAUGCCUUCUUUAGAAGGGCAAACAAUGACCAGGGAUCACAGAGAAAUUACUAUUGCAGAAGAUGAUUACAAUGUCAUGGCACCCCUUUCUCUCUUUGGUGAACUGAUUGAAAUUCCAAACCUCGAGAGUUUGAAGUUAUCCUCAAUCAAAAGCCAUAACAUAUGGAGAGACCGACCUCUUUCAAAUUUCUGCUUUCAAAAUUUAAUAAAAUUAACUGUGAAAGAUUGCUAUAACUUAAGAUACUUAUGUUCAUUGUCUGUGGCUAGCAGUUUGAAGAAAUUGAAAGGCCUUUUUAUAAGUAAUUGCCGAAUGAUGGAGAAUAUUUUUAUCACUGCAGGAAACACUGUGGACAAGGUCUGCAUCUUUCCUAAGUUGGAGGAAAUCAACCUCACCAAACUGAAUAUGUUGACUGACAUAUGGCAAUUUGAAGUUGGUGUUGAUUCCUUUUCUAGUCUCAUUUCUGUACAAAUUAAAGGGUGUGAAAAACUAGUCAAGAUUUUUCCAAGUCACAUGACAGGAUGGUUUGGGAGUUUAGACAGCUUGAAGAUUAUCGAUUGCCGGUCACUGCAAGUGAUUUUUGAAAUCAAAGAAUUUCAACAAAUAGAUGCAUCUAGGACGACGAACACAAACCUGCAGCUUAUUUUUGUACAGGAACUCCCAAACCUGAAGCAAAUAUGGGACAGAGAUCCAGAAGGAAUUCUUAGCUUCAAAAAUAUGCGGGUUAUAGAUGUCAUAGACUGUGAUAAACUAAGCUAUGUCUUACCAGCUUCAGUGGCCAAAGAUCUAAAAAGGCUCGAAUCCAUUUCGAUAUGUGGUUGUGACGAGAUGGAGGAAAUUGUUGCUUGGAAUGAUGGAACACAAACCCGAUUAGAGUUUCCUGAAGUAACCUUCAUGGGACUCUUUCUCCUGCCAAAAAUUAAGCGUCUCUAUAAGGGGGGACAUAUAGAAUGUUCAAAAUUGAAGCAGUUGGCUGUGAACUCCUGUGAGCAGCUGGACAUGUUCACAACAGAAACCACAAAUGAAGAAAGACAAGCGGUUUUCUUAGCUGAAAAGGUAAUCUCAAACUUAGAGGUCUUGACAAUUGGCUUAAAGGAAGCAAUGUGGUUAAAGAGUAACAAAUGGGAGUAUCGAAUGGACUGUAUGAAAGAGCUUUGCUUGUUCUCAUUGGACAAUAUUGAACUUCUCUACUGGUUUCUGGACAGAAUGCCUAAUCUGGAAAGCUUAAAAUUGGUUUUAUUUGACAAUAAGCUUAAAGGGUUAGUGCCAAGUGGAAACAUUGCACCACAAGAAAGACUGGGAACUGUAUUACAACUCAAAAAAUUGUUUUUGUAUAUGUCACCUAUAAAGGAUCUAGGAUUUGACCAAGACCCACUUCUACAAAGACUACAUCAUUUGUGCUUACAUCAAUGCCACAGUUUGGUCAUUAUAGCACCUUCCUCAGUAUCUUUUACUCACUUAACAUAUUUGGAAGUAAAUUCUUGUUUACGUUUAAUGAAUUUAAUGGCAAUCUCAACAGCCAAAAGUAUGGUUCAACUUGAAGUGAUGAAGGUAAUCCAAUGUCGUUUCCAGGAAAUAGUAACCAAUGAGGGAAAUGAAGAAGACAGAGUGAUCAAAGUUGUAUUUAGAAAAUUGGUUUGUUUAGAGCUGGUGACGUUACAGAACCUUACAAGUUUUUGUAGCUACAAGAACUGUGAAUUUAAAUUCCCAUCAUUGGAAAGAUUGAUUGUGAGAGAAUGCCCCAAAAUGGAAACGUUCUCGAAGAGUCAGAUAACAGCACCAAAGCUAAAAAAGAUACAUGCCACUGAAGGAGAAUCAGAAGAGGAAGAUAAAUGGUAUUGGGAAGGUGACUUGAAUACCACUAUACAGAAAGUUUUCAAAGACAAGAUGUCUUUUGAAUACACAGAGCAGCUGGACGUGUUUCCUGAAUCAUUAGAACAAGUAUGGCAUGGCAGGGAUUUGGUGCACGAGAACAUGUUUCGCAAUUUGACAUCCUUGGUGGUAGGAAACAGUCAUAAUCUAGUGCACGCAAUUCCAUCUCAUUUAAUUCCUUGCUUUGAGAAUUUGAAAAUGUUAAGAGUAUGGAAUUGCAGUGCAGUGAAAGUCAUAUUUAAUAUAGAUGACGCAAGGGUCACAAAAACUUUUGGAUUAUUUCGUUUGAAAAUAUUGUCAUUAAAUAAUCUACCAAUCCUGGAGCAUGUGUGGGACAAAGACCCUGAAGGAAUUCUCGGAUUUCAAGCGCUACGAGAAAUGGACGUUGAUGGUUGUAAUAUCCUUAAAUAUUUGUUUCCUACAUCGGUGGCUAAAGCUCUUACUAGACUUGAGGUGCUUAGUGUAACGCACUGUAAAGAGUUGGUAGAAAUAUUUUCGAAGGAUGAAAGAGCUGUCGAAAGAGAUAGAAAAGAGUUUAUGUUUCCUUGUCUGACCUCAUUGCACCUAGCAGAAUUGCCAGGGUUCAAAUACUUUUAUCCUGGUAUACAUAAGUUAAAAUGGCCUUCCCUAAAAGAACUGCAUGUAUAUCAUUGUAACAUGGCUAUAUUUAAAUUUCAAGAAGAUUAUACAGAGGAGCAAACCCUUAUUCCAAUUGAACAGAUCCUCAGAUUGGAGAAAUUAUUAUUUGGUAUUGGAGACACCAAGGUUUUGUGGGAUCAGAGGUCUUGGACAUUGCGAUUUGAACGUCUGCAACACUUUCAAGAAGAGUCAAACAGUGUUCUAUAUAGGUUCCUUUGCAUGUUACCUACUAUAAGGAAACUUCAGUUGUCGGAUUGUUUGUUCGAAGAGAUGUUCUCUGCUGAAAGACCUAAUGCUGAUUACACAAGAGUCCUCUUGCACCUAAAAGAAUUACAGUUAAUUAAUGUGGGUAAUCUCAACUCCAUUGGUUUAGAGCACUCUUGGCUACACCCAAUUCCCGAAAAUCUCCAAACAUUAGAAGUAAACAAAUGUCAUCGUUUAAUAAACUUGGUACCGAACACAGUAUCUUUUUCCAACCUCACAAUUUUGAAUGUAUAUAGUUGUACAGGAAUGCUAUAUCUGUUAACAUCCUCAACAGCCAAAAGCUUGUGUCGCCUAAAAGUGAUGGGCAUAAAAUAUUGUGAUUCAAUGCAAGAGAUAAUGUCCAUAGAGGGGGAUGAAUCACAUGAAGAUAAAAAAAUAAUAUUUGAGCACCUCCACACUUUGAUUCUAAAAGAAUUAUCACAGCUGAGGUGCUUUUACCCUGGGAAAUUUGCUUUAUGCUUUCCUUCCUUGAAGAAGGUAUCCUUGAUUAGCUGUAGCAGGAUGAAAACUUUCAGUCCAGUCAACAGAAUAGAUCCAACCAAAUUGCCUUCGGGAGUUACUUUCAUCAAAGAUGCAACACCAAAAUGGGAAGGUGAUCUGAAUUCUACAAUACUCAAGAGGUUUGAGGAAGAGACUUCAGAACAUCUACAAAAAGUAACUGUUGUGAGUCUAAAAAAUGAGCCAGUACUACAAGACAUAUGGAAUGGCUCACUGCCAGUCCCACACUUGUGCUUCCAGAAUUUGGAAGAAUUAAUCGUGGAUGGGUGCCAAUUUUUAUCUGAAGUACUACCGUCCCAUUUACUUCCUUUUUUAACAAAAAUGGAAAAGUUGACAGUUCAAAAUUGUAGUUCUGUGAAAACCAUAUUUGAUGUGAAAUGUACAACAGAACUCAGAAAAAUGACAACUAAAGGACCAGCUCUGAUUCCCCUCCCUUUUUCUCUGAAGAUAUUUAUUUUAGAGGAGUUGCCAAAUCUGGAGAAUGUUUGGAAUGAAGAUCCUCGUGGAAUUCUAAAGAUUGAACUGCUAAAAGAAGUAUAUAUUGGCAAGUGUAAAUGCCUCACAAGUUUGUUUCCAGCAUCAGUAGCCAAAGAUCUUGUGAAACUUGAAAAACUACACGUAAAACACUGUGAGGAGUUGACGGUUAUUGUUGCAGAGGAUAAUGCAGAUCCCAAGGGAACAGAUUUAGAGCUCACGUUCCCUUGUACUAUCUCAUUGGAUCUACAAGGAGUGCCAAAGCUGAAGUAUUUUUACAGUUCACUGCAUUGUGACAUGUCAAAGCUUAUACCCAACCUGCAGCACUUGUCACUGGGCGAGAAAGAAUUGAAGUUGAUUUUGCAGGGAAGCCUCUUCAACAAAUUAAAAUUUCUUCAUUUUCCGUGCUUUCAUGUUGAAUCAGAUGCAUUUCCAUAUGCAUUUUUACAACAUGUGCCCAAUAUAGACAAGCUUGUGGUGUUUAGUAGUUCGUUCAAGGAGAUUUUCUGCUUCCAAAGACCUGAUGUAGUCCAUACAGAGUUCCUAUCCCAUCUUAAAGUAUUAAUAUUUGAAUUACUUGAGGAUCUCAAUUCCAUUGGGUUAGAGCACUCUUGGGUUGAACCCUUAGUCAAGAAUCUAGAAACAUUGGAAAUAACUAGAUGUUCUCGUUUAAGGAACAUAGCAGCAUCCCCAGUAUGUUUCUCCAAUCUGAUGCGUUUGAUUUUGUAUGACUGUCAUGGAUUGGUAAAUUUGUUCACUUCCUCAACGGCCAAAACUUUGACUCGACUCAAAACAAUGGAGAUAAUUAAUUGUAAAUCAGUACAAGAGAUAGUGUCUCAUGAGGGUGAUGCAUCACAUGAGGAUGAAAAGCUAAUAUUUGAUGAGCUCCAGAGUUUGAUUCUUAAAGAUUUAUACGAACUCAAGUGCUUUUAUACAGGGAAUUUUACUGUGUGUUUUCCAUCCUUGGAGAAACUGUUUUUAAUCAACUGCUUCAAGAUGGAAACUUUCUGUCCAGGUACCAUUAAUGCAGACAAGUUGUCGGAAGUUACAUUUCUGGAAUUAUCAGAUGCUGACCCAUUGGACAUUGAUCUCAACUCUACCAUAAGGAAGAGAUUUCUAAAAAGGUGGAGUUCAACUCCAAUAAUUGAUGAAGUAUGACAAAGACAACUGAUGAAGAGGAACGAAGUUGUCCAGUGUUGCUAUUUUUUUAUUUAUUUUGAUUUAAUAUCCAGUGUUACUAUGUUGUGUUUUUGAAAAAUAACUAUGCUUGUGGGGUUUGAAGUUACUUAGUUGAUUGUUCUAUUUAUUAGUGCAACAAUGUGUGUGAUUGAUUAUAUAUUAAGUUAUUGACAGUCAUGAAAAACAAAGACCUGUAUCAGGGACUAUAUAAUAGUGUUCUUGUAUGUUAUCUUUGUAUAUAAUUACUCAUGAACAUUUGUCCGUAUUGUUUGAUAUACGAUAAAUUUGUUUGUUUA